Molecule: messenger RNA, 405 nt
Organism: Miscanthus lutarioriparius
Lineage: Eukaryota; Viridiplantae; Streptophyta; Magnoliopsida; Poales; Poaceae
Source: the annotation of a GenBank genome assembly
AUGGCGCCCUCCCUCCUCGCCGCCGUGUCUGCCUCGCCCUUCCUCCUAGCCGGCAGCGGCAGCAGCCGCAGGCCGCUAGGCCCUGCCCCCACCCGCCGGGCCGGACUGCGCGUGGCCGCGCUUAAGUACGACCCUGCCAAGGUGGCGCCGCAGAACGACCGGUUGCUCGUCCGUCUCCAGCAGAUCCCUGAGAAAUCUGCUGGUGGUAUAUUGCUACCGAAAUCUGCUGUUAAGUUUGAGAGAUAUUUGAUGGGUGAGAUUCUAUCGGUCGGUGCUGAUGUUAGUGAAGUUGAGGCUGGAAAAAAGGUUCUCUUCUCAGACAUCAAUGCUUAUGAGGUGGACCUUGGUACCGAUGAGAAGCACUGCUUCUGCCGUGAGUCAGAUUUGUUAGCUGUAGUUGAAUGA